Messenger RNA from Anopheles cruzii, 3962 nucleotides. RefSeq lists its product as uncharacterized. Gene Ontology annotation, molecular function: peptidyl-prolyl cis-trans isomerase activity; RNA binding. The coding region runs from base 140 to 3871 and encodes 1243 amino acids. Gene Ontology annotation, biological process: protein peptidyl-prolyl isomerization. The record is from RefSeq and is a predicted model, not a curated record. NCBI's taxonomy places the organism in Eukaryota, Metazoa, Arthropoda, Insecta, Diptera, Culicidae. The transcript is spliced from 4 exons. Gene Ontology annotation, cellular component: nucleus.
UUAAGUAGCAACUUGCGAUGCUGAGCAGAGUUUAAACCUGUUGAUCAGUCUCAACGCUGCAGAAUUCAACACCAGCACACCCCCCACGGCUAGGCGUUCCGACAAUAACACAGAGCACGACAUACACGCAGUAGGGAGUAUGGAGGUAAAUGUGGCUCUGGUUGAGCAAACCGAAGAGGAGGACUACACAGAAUCGGAUCACACGCGACCGUCGAUGGAGGAAGAUUUCCCAAACUUCCGUAGCUUCCAAAUCGUGAAGAUGGUCAAACACUUUCGCGUCAUCACUGACGGCUCGGAUCAGCGUUUGCGGCUCGGGUUUAAGUGUAAAACAUGCGGGCAUACUUUUAACAAGACGAUGCAACUACUCGGACACAUCCGGAUGCACUUUGAGGACGAGCAUACGUGCCGCGAGUGCGGUAAAUACUUUUUCGACCCGAACAAACUGUCGACGCACAUCAAAGCCAAGCAUACCGUGAGCAUGGUAAAAUGCCAACUCGGGUGCACCAAGUUCACAACGACCACGUUUAAAUGUUUACAACUGCACUACGAGCGGUACCAUUUCGUGAAGAUACGCAUGCGAGAGAUGCGUAAGAUGGACGAAGCAAUACGCAACGGUGGAACGGUGAUGACGGAGCUGGUCAAUAGCCAGCCGAAACGCACGCGCAGUCGAAAGGGCCAGCUCAAAAUAAACGACGAAGAAUCGGAGGAAUCACUGGAAGAGGUCGCUGUCGAACAGGCAGAGCCGGAGCAGCGACCAGAGCCGCCGGAGCCAGGUGACCCAGGCAUGCCGGUGGGUAGUGAUGGCGAAAUAAUUGCGGAUGAGUACACGAUCAGCGACCAGAUGCAGUGUUGCGUUUGUGGCGCAAUAUUUGGCAACGAACAGCAGCUGGCACUGCACGAAAGCACACACACGUCACCGUUCGAGUGCAGCUUCUGCGAGACGGAGUUUCUGCAGCUGGAAGAGAUUCGCGAGCACUAUCAGAGCAAACAUCAAAUGGUGGGUAGCGCCACACAGUUCGUCAUCACGAGCACACAUCCCGGUUCUCAGCUGCAAGUUCAGCAGUCUCAGCCGCACCAAAUGCAACAGCACCAACACCACCACCACCAGCUGCAGCUUCAACACCAGCAACACCCGCAGCAGCAGGUGCACCAUAUCGCUCCGACGGCCCAGUUCAUACCGAAUCAAAACCCUGGCACAAUGACCACGAUGCUGGUAAUGCAGAACGGUAUGCUAAUCCCCGUACAGACGAUCGACAGCUCCCAGCUGGCGGCAGUUAGUUCGUUUCCGCAGACAAGCAUCACGCAAAUUGGCCAGAAUCAGAUCGCCUGGCCUAUCACGGCCACGCCGAUCACGUCAAACCAUCACCCCCAGGCACAACAGGUUUUGCCGCCGGUUCAUAAUCAGAUCGAAAUAAUUCCCCUACACGGCCCAGCUCCGGUGACACAGGCGGGAACACCAGUGAGCGCGGUUUGCAUUGCACCGCAGCAUUUACAGGCGGCCGGCGGAGGUGGAAGCUACGUUAUCAACUCGAUCGCAUCGAUCGAUCCCAGCUAUCUGAAGCAAGUCGAUGCAGUCACGGUACAGCAGCACCAACAGCACCAACAGCAGCAGCAACAACAACAGCAACAGCAGCAGCAGCAGCAGCAGCAACAACAACAGCAACAGCAGCAACAACAACAACAACAGCAAAACCACGUCGUUAAGGUAGUCGGAAGUAAUAAGAGUGCCCCCAGAAAGAUGUCGGUCGUCAUCGAGACCACUAUCGGUGAUAUCACCGUGGAUCUGUUCCUGAAGGAGCGUCCGCAAGCGUCGCUGAAUUUCCUGAAGUUGUGCAAAAUGAAGUACUACAACUACAACCUGUUCCACACGAUCCAGCCGAAUUUCAUCGCCCAAACCGGUGACCCGACCGGCAGCGGCGACGGCGGCACAUCGGUGUGGGGCUUGACCGAUGGCGCCCACAAGCGCUACUUCACCGGCGAGAACGUGCCGAAGAUCAAACAUUCCGAACCGGGGCUACUGUCGAUGGUGAGUGCCGGUGAGCAUUUGAUCGGAUCGCAAUUUUUCUUCACCCUCGGUGGCGACCUUACGUCCCUAGACGGGCAGCACAUCGUUAUCGGCGAGGUGAUGGAAGGGCACGAAGUACUGCGGAAGCUAAACGAGGCGAUUUGCGACGACCGGCAUCGGCCGUACAAGGAUGUGCGCAUAACGCAUACGGUCGUGCUGGAUGAUCCGUUCGAGGAUCCGAGUGCUUUCCGGGAACCGAGUCGUUCGCCGUCGCCUUCGGUGGAACGGUUGCGGGGCGGCCGCAUUGCGGCCGACGAAGACAUUGACGACCUGGACGGCAAAACGGAGCAAGAGAUUGCGGAGUUGAUCGCCGAUCGGGAGGCGAAGGCACGGGCAACGAUCCUGGAGAUCGUGGGCGACAUUCCGGACGCUGACAUCGCCCCUCCCGAAAAUGUGCUCUUCGUGUGCAAGCUGAACCCGGUGACGACGGACGACGAUUUGCAGAUUAUUUUCAGCCGUUUCGGAAAGAUCAUUGGAUGCGAAGUGAUUCGCGACAAGACGACGGGCGAUUCGCUGCAGUACGCGUUCAUCGAGUUCGAGGAUCAAAAGUCUUGUGAGACUGCGUACUUCAAGAUGGACAACGUGCUCAUUGACGAUCGGCGCAUACACGUGGACUUUUCGCAGUCAGUCAGCAAAAUCAAGUGGCGUGGCAAGGGCCGUGGCAUCGAGUUUUCCGAUGGAGCCGACAGACGCUCAUUUAAAGAUCACGACCGCUCCAAGCAGCCACACAGCAACAACGGUGGCAAGCGACAUGUUUCUCCGAAGCCGCAGCGAACUGAAUCUCCAAGACGUUCGCGCAAUACUCGGUCGAAAUCACAGUCCGAUUCGAGAUCACAAUCACGAUCCCGUUCACGGUCGCGUUCUCGCUCGCGGUCACGAUCCGCGAAGCGUUCUCAGCGGAAGCAGCGUAGCCGAACUCCGCUUCGCACCCGGGACCGGUCACCGGUACGCAGCCGUGACUGGGAUCGCAACCGAGAACGGAAGCGUAACGAGUCGCCCCGACGCGUUGCGUCGAACAGUCGGAUCCGGAAGGCUAAUUUGACCAACCGGAACUCUGCCUACUUGGAGCAACGGAAUGGACGGGACAUCCGCAUCAACCAGGGUAAAGUGGACUACAAGAAUCGUCCCUAUCCGAGCAGUUUCAUUCAACGCAACGCCCCGAAGGAUAAGGCGGCUGGGCGUGGUUCCAGACCGGGCGGUGGCCCUGGCGCAGGCCCUGGCGGCAAAUGGCCGGAUCCACCACCACGGCGUCGUUCACCGUCGCGAUCUCGCGAUCGGCGCACGCGGCGCUCCCGUAGCCGUUCACGCUCGCCGCACGGACGCAGAAGCUCCUCGCGCGACCGAAGACCCCGUUCGAGCUCGAGGGACAGAAAUGGCCGCAACCGUCAGCAGUCGGAUGGUGGUGGACCCAGUCCAUCGGGCUCCUCUCAGCAGCACCGGAGUAUGGUCAGGGCGAACCAGAAAGCGGAACCAGAGCCAGCACCAAAACCAUCCAGCCAGUGGGAAAAGAACUCGCGAUCGGCUGUCGCUAAGCGCCGCUCGAACAGCACCGACUCAUCGUCCUCGUCCAAGCGCAAUAAGCGGAAGAAACGAUCCGCUUCCUCGUCCUCGUCCUCGUCGUCCUCCUCGGGCAGUUCGUCCGCGUCUUCGGACCAGUCGGACGAGCGGACGGCCAAGCGGAAGAAAAAGGCAUCCAAAAAGAAGUCGAAAAGCAAGUCCCGCAAGCGCAAGGGUUCGGGUUCGUCGGACGAUGGAAAGGCACGUAAAAAGAAGUCAAAGAGUAAGAAGAAGAAAAAGAAACAUUAAACCGCCUCGCGCGACGGGGGUCACCUUUUAAAUGAAUGCUGGAAUAGAAGUCGAUGUAAUGGAAUUUACUGUAAUGUUUACGUGUGUCACU